This is a messenger RNA of Pseudovirgaria hyperparasitica, 2255 nucleotides long. RefSeq names its product P-loop containing nucleoside triphosphate hydrolase protein. The record is from RefSeq and is a predicted model, not a curated record. Gene Ontology annotation, molecular function: nucleic acid binding; ATP binding. The transcript has a single exon. NCBI's taxonomy places the organism in Eukaryota, Fungi, Ascomycota, Dothideomycetes, Acrospermales, Acrospermaceae. The coding region runs from base 114 to 2066 and encodes 650 amino acids.
GCUAGCACGUAGGCCCUUCUGACAUGUGCACGACAGUCUUCUUCGCCAUGUGUUGAUAUCUCUUCGACUUCGACUGUGAUAUCCGUUACCCCAUUACGGCGGUCUUCUCCAAUAUGCUGCGCUCACGACUUUCCUUGCCCACAUGUCCUUUCUGUACUUGCAGUCCCGUCCGCCCUCAAACAGCAACACAAUGGCAGCAGACGCGUAGCAUAGCACGGCUGCAGAAACGCAAACCCUCUCGUAUGGAACUGUCAUCUCGAGUAUCAGAAAACCCCUUCAGGCUGUCUCCGCGACAAACUCCCGCUCCUCCGGAACCUCGUCGACCCCCGCCCAGGACAUCCGGUGGUUUCGAACAUCUGAACCGAACAAAGCCCCCCGUUUUUCCGCCAGCUCGCAACGGAAGACGCAGAGAUGAAAAUGAGGAAUCGGAGCCUAUGAGGCCAACACCAGUCCACAAUCCCUUCAAGAGAGAUGGCGACAGACAUAGAAGCUAUGUUGAGCCAUUCAAGGCGCUUAAGAUGCAGCGCGCAUUAGACGUAAUGCCAUAUGGUGAAAGGGCAUCCAUCAAGAAUAGGAUCGCAGACAUCAAUACGUUUGAUCAAUUUGAACUGCUACCGGAACUUCGAGAUGCAAUCGUACCAGAGCUAUUUCCUGAAAGGCCAGAUGCUGUCCCGUCACCCGUACAGCGAGUUGCCAUUCCCGCCCUUCUGGGCAUAGAUCAGAAGGCCAAGAAGCCAAAAGCAAAGAAGGGCGCACGGCUAGCCGUAGAAAAAGACGAUGACUACAAGAUGGAACAGUUCCUAAUAGCUGCGGAGACGGGGUCUGGGAAGACACUAGCGUAUCUGCUUCCGGCAAUCGAUGCGAUGAAGCGCGCUGAAGCAGUAGAACGAGAACAGGCGCAGAGAGACGCAGAGGCAAAGAAGCAAUUGGAAGCAGAGAAGUCGAAGAAGGGCAUAUACGAGUUGGACCCUCCGCCUCUCUCUUCGUCAGUUCAUGACACAGCUCGCCCCAAAGUUAUAGUCCUUGUCCCGACCUCGGAGCUCGUCGAUCAAGUAGGCGCAGUGGCUAAAUCCCUCUCACACGUCGUCAAAUUUCGCACCGCACUCAUAUCUUCAGCCUACACUCCUACUGUCAUCCGCAACCGCAUCUUUUCUGACAAAGGCAUUGAUAUGAUCAUCUCGACGCCCCACCUUCUUGCCAGCAUCGCCGAAGAGUCCCCCAACAUCCUUUCGCGCGUAUCUCACCUCAUCAUCGACGAAGCUGAUUCGCUACUCGACACCUCAUUCUCACCUCUGACCUCCUCAGUCAUCGAGCGAUCGGCACCUUCUCUCCGACAGCUCAUUCUCUGCUCUGCGACCAUCACCCGCAAACUCGAACUCUACGUCGCCAAACGAUUCCCCAAAAUGAACCGCCUCGUAACGCCGAACCUCCACGCCAUCCCUCGCCGUGUCCAGCUCGGCGUCAUGAAUGUCACCCAUGAACCCUACCGCGGCAAGAAAGAUGUUGCCUGCGCCGACGCCAUCUGGCAGAUUGGCCGGUCGGCCCUUGAACAUGACACCGCUUACACAACUGACUCCGUCGACACCAAACGCAUCAUUGUCUUCGUCAACGAGCGCGAACAAGCCACGGAACUGGCAGAAUUCCUGUGCACAAAGGGCAUAGACGCAACCGCAUUGAACCGCGACAGCCAGGCCCGAACCGCCGACAUCCUCGCGCCGUUCCGUGCUGCGACGCGAGAUUCGACUCCGGCGCAUGCCUCAGGCAUGAAACCAAAAUCGAACUUCGUGCCUUCGAAUGUGAAGGCGGAGGCGAGCAGGGGCAAACUGGCGAAUACGAAGGUGCUGGUGUGUACGGAUUUGGGGAGUCGAGGCAUCGACACGUUGGCGUGCAGACACGUGAUUCUGUAUGAUGUACCGCAUACGAGCGUGGAUUUCAUCCAUCGAAUUGGACGGCUGGGUAGGAUGGGAAGGAGAGGGAGAGCGAUUGUGUUGCUUGGAAAGGGCGAUCGGGCGGAUGUUGUUAGCGAGGUCAGGGAGGCUAUGUAUACCGGCAAAGCAUUGAUAUAGAUGUAUGUAUAAUGUGGAGGGCCAGUAAAGAGGCUGUAUAUACUGUGUACGAUAAGUCUGAUGUAGCACCGUGUGUGUGUAUGUAUAAAUACUUCGGAGUCGACAGGAGCGCAUGUAGCUAACUACUGGGUCGACCACCCAACCGACGAACUCUUUCGUUGCGUCACAAUAAUAAGAUAGAUAUAGAGU